Messenger RNA from Pogoniulus pusillus (Red-fronted tinkerbird), 8199 nucleotides. RefSeq names its product NCK associated protein 5 (gene NCKAP5). Gene Ontology annotation, biological process: microtubule bundle formation; microtubule depolymerization. The coding region runs from base 569 to 6841 and encodes 2090 amino acids. Lineage: Eukaryota; Metazoa; Chordata; Aves; Piciformes; Lybiidae. The transcript has 21 exons. The record is from RefSeq and is a predicted model, not a curated record. Gene Ontology annotation, cellular component: microtubule plus-end.
AAAUGGCUUCAGCUCUCCACAGAGCUCAAGUUUUGGUUGUUUUUUUGUUUGUGGAAUGUGCAGUGUAGGGUGUUUAGAUGCAAGUGGCCAGGUGUUUCCCAAUAUUGAAGCUCUUCAUGUGGAGACAUGCACAGGUAACAGAGCUCAAUCUGUCACAGCCCUUGGUGGUGCUCAUCCGCGUUUGAAGUUCUGACUUGAAAGGACUGACUUCUGAGAAAUCAAGGCACAGAGUCCCAGCCCCUCUCUUUCAGCAGGAACUCUCAAUGACAGAGGAUAGGUUCAGAUUAGUAGCUGAACUAGUUCUCAAGUGAGUACCCGGUGGCUUGCUGAGAAUUGUUUCAACUCCAGAGCAUUUCUUAAUCUUGGACCUCCAUCUCUGGGUGACAGAAAGACUUUUAAAAGCUUGAUAAAUAAACACUGGAUAAACUCAAGAGAAUUUCUGGACUGCAAAGACUUCUUACGGUUCUGAGUUCUCCAGGGCUGGCAUGUUUUGACUGAACUGCUGCAACGAUGCUGGAAACAGUCUGACAUUUCUAGCUGAUCAAAAGGAAAACAAAUAACCUCAGCUAUGGAGAGAAAAAGACAGCUACAGAAAAGGGAAAUUGGGAAAAGACUAUCUCUGGACAGCAGUCUUGUGGAAUACAUGGAUUCAAACAAAUACAUAGAGCACUUAGUGACUCAGCUGGAAGAACAACGCUGGAAUUUAUGGAGGCAAAAGCUGUCUGUGGCUCGGCUGCAGCGAGAAGUUGCACAGAGUAAGAGUGAAGGAGCAAUGCGUGAGAAGCUGAUACAUGAGUUGGAGGAAGAAAGACAUUUAAGACUUGAGAGUGAAAAAAGAUUACGAGAGGUGACACUGGAGUCGGAGCGUAGCAGAGCUCAGAUGCGUGGGCUGCAAGAACAAUUUUCCAGAAUGGAGGAGACAGUGAGAAAUCUGCUGCAGAACCAAGGAUCUCCAGGCCAGCACAGAGAAGCAACUGUCAAUAUCAUGAAGGUAUAUCAGGAAAAACUGUCAGAAGACAGUAGAAAAUGUAAAGAAGGCAUGGAAAGAAUUCACACGCCAGCAGAUGAAGAUUUAAAAAGUGAAAGCAACAGCACUGAAGAAGAGAAAGAAAAGACAAAAUUGCUGUUGGAGCGUUUGAAAGCUCUGGAGGCAGAGAAUUCAGCACUGGCUCUGGAAAAUGAAAAUCAGAGGGAACAGUAUGAAAGAUGUCUUGAUGAGGUAGCUAAUCAGGUUGUUCAGGCUCUACUUACUCAAAAGGAUCUGAGGGAGGAAUGUAUCAAGCUGAAGACAAGAGUUUUUGAUUUGGAGCAACAGAAUCGAACAUUAAGUGUGCUUUUCCAGCAGAAAGUUAAACCAGCUUCUGAUCUACUCCUUCAGAAACUCCACUCACGCAUCUUAGACCUCUCAUCUGGGGAUUUGCUUUCAGAAGUAGAACGAAACAGAAGCCUGAUGCAAUCUCGAACUGCUGAUGCUCAGAUUCAUGAAUGCCAGCAGAAUGUAAAAUCCAGCAUACCUGCCUUGAAAUGCCAGAGUCAAUUAAAUAUGACAGGUCCUAGCUUCCUGUAUCCUCGGAGCAGCUGCAGUAGCAGUGAGCUCUCCCUCUCAAGUGCUUGCAGUGAAUAUUCCAGUGGUUCCUCCUACACUUGGAAUGAUGGAAAGACAUGCAGCAAAAGGUCAUCCAUGUGCUGGGAUAAAAGAAUAAGCUUUGGCUCUUCGCUCCCAAGCAACCUCUCAAGUCCUGCAGAUGAUCUACCUCCAACUCGUAUCAAGGAAAAUCAUAUCUUAGAAGGGCUGAAAAAAUUACAGAAGCAAAAAAUAUUACUUGAAUCUCCUUCAGUAAUAUCAAAAUGGGGUUACAAAGAUUGCAUGAACUCUAAUGAGGGAAUAUAUUCCCCAGGAGUUAAAUGUGGCAGCCAUAAUGAACAGACCCUUUGCAAGCCAAUGGAAAUGGGAAAUAUGUGCAUUGAACAUAACAAAACUUUCUCCUAUGAUUCAGAUUCACAUGAUGAUGCAGACGAUGACUCUUCAUCCUUACUCUUGCUGCAGGAAGUACCAAGCAAAGACUGCAGGACCUACUCUAACAAAUUAACUCACAGCGUUUCUGACAGUCUCUUUGACUGGGAUCCUAAUAGGAAACAUUUGCCAGAAAGAAGUUCAUAUUUUAAUUCAAAGGAAAGACCUGAAAAAUUGACUAGUUUUGUCGCUGGAUUUCAGGCAGAAGUAAAAUCAUGCACCAGGGCAAAGCUGCCUGAGAUACAAUUAAAUCAAAGCCAUGCUAAUACAGGCUGGAAGGAUCUUAAUUUCCAGCUUUCAGAUACUGAUGACAAUGAAGUCUUGGAUGAAUUGCAUAUAGAAAGCAGUGAUGAGAAAAGUCCAUCAGAUUUAUUCGCAUCUCCUUUUACUGAGAAGCACACAAAGACCUCUGACGUACUGAAAGUCACAGAGAAUUCUCAGUUUGUUUCUAGUGACAAAGAAGAAAAACGGAAAUCUGCUCACCUAGACAUUAGGCCAAAGACAAGUACUUUCAUUAAACAACAAAAGGUUAUUAAAAAGACCUCAUCUGAGGAGUGCAUUACCAUAAUAUUUGAUGCUGAGGAUGGUGAGCCUAUUGAAUUCAGCUCACAUCAAACUGGAGUUGUCACAGUAACAAGAAAUGAAAUUUCAAUCAACCAGCCACAAUCUAGGUCCAGUUCAGAAUAUACUGAACUUCUACCUCAGGGAAUAACUGAUUCACAGACAGGAAUCAAUGCUAGAAACUACACUGCUUUAGAAAAACCUGAAAAUGAAGCUGAGAAACAAACUUUGGAAGAUAAUGCAGGGAAUAAAAAUACAGUUGUCCCCAUGACCUGCAGUGAAUCUUCGUGCUGUGGAAGAGUAACCCUGCAAAAUACUCCACAACAAAAACUAGUGAAGCCAGUGUCUGAUGUGUCGUACAAGACCAGUUCAAGCUCCACUGGGCAUGCAGGAAUCAUUCAAAAGCCAAACUUGACUAAGAUACCCAGCAGAGGAAAAUUUUCUCCACAAAAAACUGCAAUAACAGAGAAUGAGGAGACACCUGUACCUCAAUCAGUGGGCCCUGCAGCCCUUGAAAAAUCCCCUGCUCUGCCACCUGUAAAGCUUUCAAGAUUCAAAAAGGCGCAAAGUCCGCCUCGUAAUUUUGACCCAAAGGUCAGUUUCCAGGUUCCAAAGCCCCCUGCCCACCUCCUGCCUGGCUUGAAAUGUCCGGGCAGAGGUGAUGGGUCAAAGUGUCCAAAGAGUCAGAGUCCAGCAUCACCACUGUUGCCUCAGCACCUUGUAGAGCCCAGUGACUAUGGAGAACCUCCAACCAGAGACUUGAAUUGUGAUUUAGCAACUGUAGAUGCCCGAUCACCGUCCCCACCCCUCCCUCCAGGCAGAUCAACAUCCCUGUUGAUUCGGCCUAAUUAUGCUCCUUCAACACCUGUAGCAGUAAAAUUGGGAGGAGCUGGUCCCAGCGAAGUAGCAAAAAAUAUACUGAAAUCAUCACCGUUAAAAGGAGCUGUGAACUCUGGCUUUCAUAAUCAAUCUCGUCAGGAAAUGCAGGCAAAAGCUGUAUCUUCUGGGGCCAAAAUUGAAUUAUCUUACCUUCAGGAAAAUGCAGAAACAAUUAUGCAAAAUAAAUGCGUAUCUCAGCAACCCCACAGUGCAUGCCAAGGACUUUCCAAAGUUUCCACAAAGCAAGUCUGCCCAAAAAGCCCUAAUCAGCUGGGUCUCCACAGGAAUCAUGAAUUUUCCAACACUGAUUUUCAAACAGCCAGGUCCUUUUCUGUAGGCUGUCCAUCAUUGGAAACAACUUCUUCACACAACACAUAUUCCAGGGAAAAAGACAUUUUCACUGACAGCGGGGUGGAUCAGCCACAAAAGAUGCCAAAUGCACUCUCCACCGCUCCUCAGUGUCAUGCAACAAACACAAGCGAGCCUUUACUCUCUCAGGUAAACAAUUCCCUGAUGUCAACCCAGGUUUGUGGUAGUGACACCACAUAUGCUGCCCAUAACUCUGAGGAGAAAGGAAUGAAAACUCGUCUCCCUGUAGGGCUGAAAUUGUUUGUCAAAUCUCCCCAGCUUCUCCGAAAGAGCUCUACUGUACCAGGGAAGCAGGAGAAAGACAGUAUAAAUGCAGCUUCCAAAAGUAAUGUUGGUUCAAGUAAGUACAAGCAAAAUGAAUCUGCAAGUGCUACUGCUAGAGGUGCCACAGAUGCCAAAUUAAAAGACUCUACAUCUGAUGCUGAAGUGAGAAAUAAUUUUACUGUGGGACUUAGUAUGGAUGCAGCAUCACCUCAUUCACGUGGAAGCUGCAGCUUGGUGGCCGACAGAGUAGAUGGAUUAGAAAACAAAUUAGUCAAGAGAUCUGUUUCUUCUAGCAACAAGUCACACUUGAAGCCAGCUCUGGGCAUGAAUGGAGCAAAAGCUCGUAGUCAGAGUUUUAGCAUUCAUACAGGAGAGAAGCCAUCUGCCCCUGUGACAGAAGGCCUUGGAAAAGUACGGACUCAGAUUAUUACAAACACUUCUGAUAGAGGAAAUUCUCUGACAAGGCAGAACUCAGCCAUGGAAGGGCUUCAAGUCAAGGCCAUUCCUGGAUCAGCAGUGACACCAGAGACUCUUCCAUUUACUCCUAAAACCACAGAAAAUUCUUACUCUAGACAAAGUUCUCUUGGAAAUACCAGUAGUUGUAAUAGCCAACAUGGAAGCCCAAGCAAACUGCCCUUCAGGUCAUCUUCAAAAGGAGACUUGUUUCACAACACUUCAAAAUGUGAUGGAAACAAGCCAUUUUUUCAGAAGGAAGCACGUAGCCUAUCUGUCCAGAGUGAGAAAAGCACUGAAAGUUUUAAACAGGAAGCACUAAGUAAAAAAAGUGUUCUGCCAGCAGAACUGGAAUUAGAAGCAUCAGUUACUGUAUCUUCCAAACAAAUUACAUCAUUUCAAGUCUUAGAUGGAAUAAAAUGUCCUCAUAAACUGGAAGCAACAAGGUCAGAAAGACAGCAAAUGUCUUUAAAGUUAUCAGAAGCCUCUGAGAAGGUUGCUGAUGCUUUGAGUUCACCAGCUCUGAAACCUACAAUAGAGGAGAAAGUCAUGCUUUGCAUCCAAGAAAAUGUGCAAAAGGGUCAGGGACAAACCAAAUCUCCCACUGGAGAAACUAAGCAGAAGUCUGGGCCCUCUAUAGCUAGCUGGUUUGGCUUUCGGAAGAGUAAGCUCCCAGCACUGAGUAGCAGAAAAACUGACAUCCCUAAAACUAAGGUAGAAAAAAAGGAUGUAAAAGUUUCAGGAUUUGGAAUUAAGCAGGCAAAAUUAGAGAAAAGAAAAGAAAAAAAGAAGACUGAACAACACUGUGAAACAGAAAAUGAAAAUAACAGGAAAGCAGACAGUGACGACAUUUUAGCUGAUGUCAUGGAGAGCAAAAUUAUGCAACCUUCACAGGACAGGGCUGGUGAGAUUGAGCGUGAAAAACUCAGAGGUUCCACCACAGCCACAUACUCACCAAAGGACAGUUUUAUGAAAGAGCUGCUGAGCAGAGUUGAUAAGAAAGCAGCUCAGCAGACAGAAAGUGGAUCAAGUAAUGUUUCCUACAGGAGUGUGUCGAAGGGCAGCUCCCAGGGCUCCUCUCUUCACGGCAACUCUAUCAGCUCUCAAGGAAACCACAAGAAAAACAGCAACACAAAAGCUGAUAUGGAAAUGCAGAAUCAGACCCUGGCUAAAGUAGUCACAGAAAACCUGCAAGAAGAAGAGGAGGACACCAUGACAAGGACUACAUGUCAGAGUCAUGUGAUAGAGUCUUGCUGCCAGAUGAGGACAUUGGACAGUGGGAUUGGAACUUUCCCCCUCCCAGACUCAGGAAACCGCUCUACCGGGCGACACUCUUCUAAGCAAGAAUCAACUUUGGAAACAGAAGUCCUUGCACCAUCUGGGCAAGUUCUUCCUUCAGCUCCUUCAGUAAAAGCCAAAACUCUUGAGCGAGAAGUGCCUUCAACAGCUAAGAGCCAGGAGCCUGUGGAAAGCAUAAUUAGUCACUCAACGUCUGACCCAGCCAUGACUGCCAAAGGUAUACGACCUUUUCAAAGUCGCCUUCCAAAACCAGCUUCCUCAGGAAUACUUAACCUUGCAAAGCAGAGGGAACAAGUACCAAGCUCUGUGACCUCUGCCUCAUUAGAGCAUACUGAAGAAACUGCGGAAAACAGAAAAGUUCUUCCAGGGUGGACAACCAAGAAAACUGCUAAAACAAAGGACAGAGCUCUGAGAGUGUGUACUUACUCCGCGAGCAGCAGUGACACUGAGCUGGAGCCAGAGUAUGAAUCAAAUUAUUUUAGAACUGUAGAGGAGACUACUUUUGUAGAGUUAACAAAGAACAACAAACAAGCUGACCAGGAAAAACAAAAUCAAAGAAAGUCAUUUCUGGGGAAUCCCAUGUCAAUUUUGGAUUUAUACCAAAACAGUCUCUAUGGCCAUUUUGGAGAAGAUGCACCUGAACAAUUAACACAUUACAGUUUAAUUGAGCAGCUGAGUGGAGCUUCCAGUAAAGAUAGCAAAGGCAAGGAGAGCUCAAGGAAAUUGAAGCAAACUGGAGAAACAAAAGAAGAUUCCCAGAAUAGAUUAUCUACAAUUUCCCUGGAGUCUCUCCAUAAAUUUAACAGCAAUAAUGUACUUUUACUAGAAAAAGAGAAGAACUGUCUGAACAAGGUUGAAGGACAAAAGGAAGAAACUGGAAAGAAAGAAGAAGCUUCCUUAAAUAGCUCGGGUAGGCAUGACGUGGACAAUUUAGAAUCCUUGAGUGAUUCUCUCUACGAUAGCUUCUCCUCUUGUGCCAGCCAAGGCUCCAAUGGUGUCUAGAGACACUUUCCAGUGGGUCGUGGCCACAGAACAGAGCUGAAGGUGAACGGGGGGCAAGAGGGGAGAAGAAGUGGUCUUUGAAAGUCCUCCCUCCAAACCACUGUACUGGCAGUGGGAUGCACCAACUUCUCCCCAUAUAGCAAUAAGAAAAGCAGGACAGCAGUGGUCACGACGCUUCAUGACACUUGAGGCUCAUCACUGAACACGGCGAACCGUUACAAAGAGAGAAAGUCUUAAUUUUGCACUUUUGUGAAUAUUUGUACAGUUGUAAAUACCUUGGGAAAAUAUAUUUGUAGGGAUAAAUGACAGCAAUAAAAAAUUAAAUUGGUGCUAUGCUCCUGUAAUGGCAGAUUACUAACUUAAAGAAAUUGAUGUUAAUAUUAACAAGAAAAGUUAGUAGAUUUUUUAAAGAGAUUUAUAAUUGUUUUAGUCUUAAAACUGUGUGUAGAAACACUGCAUUACCAUAAGCCUCAGCCUGCCAAAUUGUUUGUAAUAAACCUUCUCGGACUCCCUUUUGCAAAACCUGGUUUUACUUUUUAGUGCAAUUCCAUACCACUGUUCUAGGGAAACGCACAUUUCAUUUACUACAGCCUCACAACAGGUGUCUUAUUUCAAAAGGGGUUUGACUUUUGACAUGGUAAGAAAAUGAAUAGAUUAAAGGGCCUGAUACUGCUGGUACCGACUUCAUCAAUCCUGUGCAUAACGGUUUGAAAGAUCAGGGUCGAAGCAAUUCACUGCUGACACACACAGAGUCUCGUAUGAAUGAGAACUACACAAACCACCCUCAACUUCUGACUGUAGCAUCGCUUCUCUGCUCCCAACACCUCUGUACUCAUUUCCUAUUAUACUAUGAAUGUACCCUCCUGUUACCUUUUGUAGCACCCAUUUGGUCUUCAUCAGUUCAUAAGCGCUGAAAUUGUGUUUUAAAACAACAAAACUCAACUCCUGUUUGUGAUGCAGUUAAAGAUGUUGGUGCUAACCAGUACUAGUUCAAACAUAUCUAGGAGCAGGGAACUUGUCCUGUAUUGGGUGUUUUUGGGUUUUUUUUUCUACAAAGGUUGUUUAUACGUAAGGGAAAAGUCUAUUUCAAAGGUUCUGUGUAUUUUUUCUAGAUGUGAAGUAUUUAUAACUGCUUUUUGUACAGCAAUCUGUAAACUAGAUCUAUUUGGGAUAUUUCUAGACUCUGCAGUUUCUUUAGCACAUGCCUGUUGAUCUUUGAAACAUUGUACGAUCAGUGUUAAUAUUUUGUGCAAUUUGUUAUAUUUUCAGUCAUUUCUGCCGUAAAUUUGCGUCGUCUUUUUUGACUUUUAAGAAAUUUUCACUGAAACGUCUUUCGUAAAUAAAACCUUUCUUGCAAA